This is a messenger RNA of Zingiber officinale, 1039 nucleotides long. RefSeq names its product NDR1/HIN1-like protein 6. The record is from RefSeq and is a predicted model, not a curated record. Bases 25 to 813 code for a protein of 262 amino acids. The transcript has a single exon. Gene Ontology annotation, cellular component: plasma membrane. NCBI's taxonomy places the organism in Eukaryota, Viridiplantae, Streptophyta, Magnoliopsida, Zingiberales, Zingiberaceae.
UAGAUCUUGCUCGAAAGGUGAUCAAUGGCGGCAGAUCGAGGAGGGAGGGCAUCAAUGGCGGAGCGAGUCCACCCUUCCGCCAAGCCCACCGCACAGCCUCCCCAGGCGGCAGCCACCGGUGUUCUGCCGUCUAAGGGCGGCCCGCUCCCGGUCUAUCGACCCCAACCCCGCAAGGCUCCUCCUCCCCCGCGCCGCCGCUGGCGGCGCAGCUGCUGCUGCUCCUGCUGCCUCUGGUUCACCCUCAUUCUCUUCCUCCUCAUCCUCCUCAGCGCCGCUUCCUUCGGCGUCUUCUACUUCAUCUACCGCCCCCAACGCCCCGCCUUCGCUGUCUCCGCCCUCCGCCUCGCCGCCUUCAACGUCUCCGCCGGAGGCCGCCUCUCCUCCCGCCUCGAUCUCAACGUCACGGCCAGAAACCCUAAUCGCAAGCUCGUCUUCCUCUACGACCCCUCCUCCGUCUCCGUCUUCUCCGGUGGGGUCGACGUCGGCGACGGGUCCUUCCCCGCCUUUCGCCAGGGGGCGAAGAACACGACUCUGCUCUCCGCCACGCUGGCCGCUGGCGGCGGCCAGACGCUGGACUCGGCGGCGACGCGGGAUCUGAGGGAGAGAACAAGGCUGUCUCUGGAAAUCGAUGUGGACACGAAAGUGGGGGUUAAGAUCGGGAAUCUGAAGACGAAGAGGAUCGGGGUCAAGGUGCAGUGUUCCGGCAUAGACGUGGCGGUGCCGACGGGGAAGGCAGCGGCGACGGCGUCGUCUUCGAAUGCCGCAUGCAAGGUUAAGCUCCGUAUCAAGAUCUGGAAGUGGACCAUCUCCUAAACCCUAAUCCCUUCGACAAUUAUUACAUACACCAUGAAAUGGGCAGUAGAUUCAAGAAAAAGAUGAGAUUAAAACCCUACCAAAACAAAGAGAAGAUUGGAAUAAAUAUAUUAUUUGUAAAAUUAAGCAGAAGUUGUUUUAAUUUCUCUGAUUUACUUUUCUGUCGAUUGAUUGUGUAUACUGUUGUAAGAUUAUAUGUAAUGCCAUUUAUUGAGAUUUUCUGGUC